This is a messenger RNA of Neospora caninum, 336 nucleotides long. RefSeq lists its product as hypothetical. Lineage: Eukaryota; Apicomplexa; Conoidasida; Eucoccidiorida; Sarcocystidae. The coding region runs from base 1 to 336 and encodes 111 amino acids. The transcript has 3 exons. The record is from RefSeq and is a predicted model, not a curated record.
AUGAAGACCAAAACGCUCACUGUGGCCUUCGCCGUGUGCGCGGCAGCUGUUCGACUCGGAACCGUGAUUGCAGAGCAGCCGAUACCUCAGGAACAGCACUGCUGCGUGCCCCACGAUGAAGAUAAGAAGCUAGUAGCAGCGGAAAAGGAAGAGAAGGACAAGCAUGAGGAGGCGGAGAUGUCAGGCAAGUGUCACGAAACAAUGCGUUCAACCUACGAUAAACCUGUCAUCUUCUCCAAAGCAUUGAGUCAGGAAAGGGUGGCCACUGCGAAGAAUCUCCUCCAGCACGAGGAGGCGAACUUAGAAAAGCUUGUUGCGGAGGAGGUGCGUGAGUAA